Molecule: messenger RNA, 3331 nt
Organism: Silurus meridionalis
Lineage: Eukaryota; Metazoa; Chordata; Actinopteri; Siluriformes; Siluridae
Product: trace amine-associated receptor 4-like
Exons: 1
Coding region: 1682-2716 (344 amino acids)
Biological process (GO): adenylate cyclase-activating adrenergic receptor signaling pathway
Cellular component (GO): membrane
Molecular function (GO): trace-amine receptor activity
Source: RefSeq, a predicted model, not a curated record
CAGCACUUGAUCGUUCAGAGGUGCAGCUUUCUUCCUUGCAGCCGAUUUCUUCUGCACUUUAAACUGAUCAUAGACCGUGUUUGGCACAUCUGGUAGAAAGCCAUCGUUGUCACAGGCAGGUGAGAGGCUCUACUCUUUUUGCACAAGAUCCAGGAAUCGUACAUUCCUAUUUCUUGAAAUGGUAAAUAAACACAGACAUGAGCCUGAGAUACAAAAAAUAUUUUUUCUGUCUUCACAAAAAGAGUAGAGCCUCUCAGACUCAAUGGCUGCGUCUGUAAGUUUAAGGAACAUCUUUGUGAAACAAGGGUGUAGCAGUCUCUGAACUCAUACCCAUGGAGUCUACUGGAGUCUAUUGUAAUCCAUCUUAAUAUCCAGGAGAACAUGGCAUCUCAGAAGAUAUAGUGAUUGGCCAGUGGUUUCAGUUAACAUCCUGAGUGUGGUGGGGCUUCAUGGAGAAGCUAGGAGUGGUGGUCUGGCUGACUUCUGGGUACCACGCCCAAAUGAAAAGACCAAGAGACUUGAUACAGAUCAUGAUUCCUCAUAACCUGCAACACUCCCUAAAGUGCUCACUAUUCCAAAGUUUCCACUUCUUUCCCAACUCUGGAUAGCUGUUUCCAGCUAAAUGAGGUAUGAAAACAGGCCAACCAACUUUUUGAAACUCCAGCCCAAACAAGAAUUUGCAAACAGAAGGCAUGUAAUCACCAGCCUACCAGAAGAUCAAGUAUGGCAUGGCCUACAAACAUGACACAAGCUUGUGUUUUCAAUCCCCAGAUUACUGACCACACACAGAGUCCAUUAUAAUCACACCACAUCCACAGUUGGCAUAAAAAUUCAGAAAUACAUACUGAUACAUGCCAUCAUUUACCAAGAGAUUUCGACCUGCUUAUUCUGUUAUUUUGCCUGGUGCAGUUCCUGUUGUUUGCUGAUGUUGUUUGCUUGUUAUUGGACAUGGCUUUUGGAUCAUAUAUCUGACCUGCUUGCUAAGUUAAAUAAAACCACUGAGCACCUACACUCGCAUCUAUACCUGACUCCUGACAGCUGGUUGGGCUCGUUAAUUCGUCAAAAAUGAACUGGAAAUAAAACACUCUUCCAUACAAACUUUUCAAACCUGACUAGAGUUCAAUUAUCAUUGUAUGCAUAUUUGUCGUUUUGAAGUCUACACUGUGCACUUUUCUGUCUAAUUAAUUUUGUUACUUAAACUAUAAACUUUUGUGUUAAGAUUACUGCACUGAAUCUUUCUUUUGUAGGUCGCAAUAUUUUUAUUGUAAAACAUCAAUAAAGUUGGCUUCAUCAUGCAUUUAUCAAUCUCUAAUAAGAAGUAUGGAGCAGGUGAUAUCAGGGUAGGCUGGUAACAACAAUGAUGUUGCUAGAUAAUUACUAACAAACCAGCAACAAGGACAAUGGGAACUUAUGCAAAUAUGAUGAUGUCAUGCUAAAGCGUUUCUACUGGCUGCAAUUUAAAUACCAAAAUGCAUAUAACGUUAGCAUUGAGAAGGGUCUUGUUUUUAUCUUUGUACAUACAUUUGUGUAUGCAAAAAAUAUCAGCUAUACUGAAUCUCUGUAAGCAGAAGUUAAUUUUAAGUAAAUUGUUUCAAUUGUUAAUACUGAUAUCUAUAAAUAUAUAUAUAUAUACAAUUGAGCAGAAAUUUUUUACUAGUAAAGGACAUUUUACUGUGUUUGAAUGGACACACUGUUCAUGAACAUCACUGAUGUGGAGAUUUUGCUGCUCUGCUUCCCACACCAGCCUGAUUCCUGCCUCCGAACAGCACGUUUAUUUUUCAUCAGAUCGGCCAUGUACUUCUUAACUGUAACUGCUAUCCUUAUGACUGUUUUUGGGAAUCUGUUGGUCAUCAUCACUAUUUCCCAUUUUAAACAGCUGCAUUCACCAACUAACUUCAUCAUUCUCUCCUUGGCAUUUGUGGACUUCAUGUUGGGCUCCUUGAUCAUGCCCUUCAGUAUGGUGAGAUGGGUGGACGGAUGCUGGUUCAUGGGAGAUCUGUUUUGCCAAAUUCAUUCCAGUUUAGACAUGACGCUUAGUGUUGCCUCCAUCCUGCACCUGUGUUUGGUUUCUAUUGACAGAUACAUGGCCAUUACUGACCCUCUGGCUUAUAGGAUGAAGGUGACGAAUGGAAAUGCAGCAGUGUGUAUCGCGGCCGUUUGGAUUUUUUCGUGCACGUUCAGUUUUGGAACAGUUUUUUCCAAAAUUAACACUGCUGGUCUGGAUGAACAAAUGCUAAAAACAUGUGUUGGAAAUUGUGUUUUGAUUUUUAACAAGGAAUGGGGUGUUAUUGCACCACUUCUUAACUUUUAUAUCCCUGGAGCUGUAAUGACUUGUUUGUACCUUAAAAUCUUUCAUGUUGCAAGAAAACAGGCGAGACUGAUUUCCGAUCGAACUGCUACACUCACAUACGGUGAGACAAAAAAGCAGGUAUCGGAGCAGAGGGAGAGAAAAGCAGCUAAAACUCUUGGUAUUGUUAUGGGUGUUUUCAUUUUGUGUUGGCUGCCUUUUUUUCUUAUCACAGUUAUUGAUCCAUUUCUAAAUUAUGCAACCCCACUUGAUGUUUUUGAUGCACUGGUCUGGUUUGGUUACUUUAAUUCCAUGUUUAACCCUCUGAUUUAUGGAUUUUUCUAUCCACGUUUUCAAAAGGCAUUUAAGAUAAUCAUUGUAAGACAUCUUCUUCAUCUGAAAGGCUCUAGUAACUUAGUGCUUCACUGAUAUCUGUUUUGGUGUUUGUCGUAUAAAAACACAUCCUUUAUAGAUAAGAGUGGGAAAACUGAAGUAAAUGUGUAUAGUAUACCAUUUCAUCAAUCGUUCAUAAAAGAUUUGUUGAAUGGGAACUAUGUGGGAACUGUAUAGUGCUCAGCUACAUUUCAUAUACACUUUAUAUCUAGGGAUAUCUGGCUUUUGGUAAAAAUUAAAACUCAAAAAUAUAUAAAAACAGUAUUUUAGUGCAAUUUAUGUAAAUUGCUUAUCUGAACUUUUUUAGAAAAAAAUUCUUUAGCAGGUUCCAACUCAGUACUCCUACAAAUCAGUCAAUUAAGUCCUCAACACGAGAUAAACUUUAGUGAACAAAAUUACAUUUUUUUUUACGUACAAUUUGUUUGUGAAAAAAGAAUUACUGAAAAAUAUAUUUGUAGCAGGAAUAUAAUAAAAUGUAACUCUAAAAGAGCUGGAAGGUCAUGUUACAUACGAAAUAAAAACAUGUACAGUGUAGUGCAAACUCUAAACAGCAUUUUUCAGUGUCUCCAGGAACUUUUUACUAUAUAUAUGUUCAGGUAAUCAUUGGAGUCCUGUUGAUUUAAAUGUAUUGAGAUUUAUUUUUAUGUUGAU